Molecule: messenger RNA, 324 nt
Organism: Cylindrotheca closterium
Lineage: Eukaryota; Bacillariophyta; Bacillariophyceae; Bacillariales; Bacillariaceae
Source: the annotation of a GenBank genome assembly
AUGUUCAAGACUAUCCUUUCCUUCGCCCUUGUUGCCAGCGCCGCUGCCUUCGCACCCCCUUCCGCCUCCUUCAACCGCCCCGCCACUUCGCUUUUCGGCGAGGUCGAGGACAAGGUCAGAGACAUCAUUGUUGAGCAACUCGGCGUUGAUGCCGAUAAGGUUGUCCCUGAAGCUUCCUUCAUUGAUGACCUUGGAGCCGACUCCCUUGAUACCGUUGAAUUGAUCAUGGCCAUCGAGGAAGAAUUCGACACAGAGAUCCCAGAAGAAGAAGCCGUCUCUAUCUCCACUGUCAAGGACGCCAUCGACUUUGUUGCCAAGCUUUAA